Molecule: messenger RNA, 7468 nt
Organism: Oncorhynchus mykiss (rainbow trout)
Lineage: Eukaryota; Metazoa; Chordata; Actinopteri; Salmoniformes; Salmonidae
Source: RefSeq, a predicted model, not a curated record
GGAGAGAAUAAGGCUGUAAUGUAACAAAAUGUGGAAAAAGUCAAGCGGUCUGAAUACUUUGAAUGCACUGUAUGGAUUUUUAAUGGUAUUGUUUUCUCUUUAUUCAACCCACCCGCCACACACCCGCCAUUCAGCCACACCAUAUUUAAUGACCUUAUACCUGCCCUCCCCGCGGAUAUAACCACGGGGACUGCAAGUUAUAAUUCAACCCGCAUAUUGCUACUUCACAUUGCUACUUCACAUUGCUACUUAAGAAUAAUUUAGCUAGUACACCAUUGAAAUGUAAAUUGAAAUUUUAACUUCUAAUUUCCACCACAAAGAUGUCACGUUCUUCAAAAUGAGCGACCAAGGUGCAUUGAGUUCCACGUCUUUUUAAUACAAAGUGAAACUAGAACCAAAACUUACAAAGAACGUGAAGUUGAAGUGCCCUAACACAAACAAUAUCCCACAAAUGCAGUUGGGUAAAAAUCCUACCUAAAUAUGAUCCCCAAUUAGAGGCAACGAUUACCAGCUGCCUCUAAUUGGGAACCACACAAACCACCAAUCUAGAAAUCUAAAAACAAAAUAACCCCCCCAGUCACGCUCUGACCUAAACAACAUAGAGAACCGAGGGCUCUCUAUGGUCAGGGCGUGACAAAAGAUGACCACAGGUCCACACACCGUUGAAUGUCAACUUAAAAUGGUCAUGUUGUCUAUUCUAUUGUCUAUUUCUUAUGAUUUCAAUAGGUUUCCUGUGGAGGAUUGACAGUAUAAUUUAAAACCACAGAUUUUCCAUUUCAAGUCAACAUUAUCUGAUAUGUACACCUCCAAUAAUCUUUCUGGUAAGAAAGUAGACAUUUCAAUUGUAUUCCCAUUUUAGUACAUUUAUCAGCCAAAACAUGACACCCACUCUGUAUUCUAAAACAUGUUGUGUCUCAACAGAUAGCGGGCAACUUUAUAUGAUCUAAAAUCUAACAUUUUUUAUAAUUGUCGUAAAAAAUGUUAACCCUUUACACUCGUACCUGUAUACAUGUUAAAAAUGGCAGAUUUGGGCAAGCAUAAAUUGGAACGCAGUGGCUGUACAGUAAGAUGCUGUACAUGUUGUCAGACCUUAGGCUCUGUGCUUCACAGCGCUGUAUGGGUUUUGACUGACAGACGUUCUCAACUUGAGCCCCGCGCGCGACACGAAGUUGCCCCCAUCCUUCCCGCUAAUUGGGCAACUUUUGUAAAUGUUCUGUUGACUGAGUGAGAAAAAUGCUGUUAAGUAAGAGGACUCAAUGUACAAUAUCUUGAAAUAUGAGACGUUGAGGAUUAUAAUAAAUGCUGCUUUGAUGUCAUACAAGCAAGCCAAACACCUGUCCAAAUGUGCACUUCACAUUUUCUUAUCAUAAAACUCAUAUCAUAUACAGUGUCAACGUUUAUGAUCACUGUUUGUACAGUUACAAUAUGACAUGGCAUCCUACCCUGAACAGAAUAAGCCUGUUUGUCCACUGUGAAUUUAUUUUGCUGUUGCACAGGCACGUGCAUGUAUUCAUGAAUCCUUUUCUAUGUGCACCAAAAUUACAAUCGGUUUCCUGAACUGCAAAAAGUGAAAAGCCUGACACUGUAAUAUCAUAUUUUAUAACUUAGCUAGUCUUGUUGGCAAUAGAACAAGCUUUCAAAUCAUGCACACCUGGCUCAGAUUGCAAUUGAUAAAAAUCGCUACAGGUGGCUAUAUCGGUCAGGACUAGUAAAGGCCCAAAUUGUGAUUUUUCUUUUUUUUUAAUUCAAAAUGUCUUGAUUUUUUAUUAUUAUGAUUUUUUAUUUAUUAUGAUACUUCAGGGGGUGCGCAGCACCCCUACUUCCCGCGGCUAUGGGAAAAACCAAUGGCGAUGAGGCAUUUAUAGCACACUUCAGACAACCACGGCCAAUAUGACUGUACAGCAAAUGUUGCAAUGGUAAAAUGUUUGAUACAAUUUUCGCCUGACAUUUUCACUCUAAUUCCUGCCUAAUAUGUUGUAUUUUUAUUACCAAUUUAGAUAUUUUGAAUAAUGUGAAAGGCAUUUUGCACUGAUUCAUACAGUAUAAUGGUUUAAAAACUGCAUUUGUAUAGUAUUACCGUUAUAGCCACAUACUCUACACUCCCAUUAAACAACUCUAAAUCGCUUUGGCACAGUCAUUACUUGCCAAUAAUGUUGCAUAAACGUUUGAAAGGUCUAUCAUUUUUACUGAACACAAUUAAAUGCUUUCAAUUGCCCACUUAUAGGCAUGACCCAUUUUUAGGUAACUUUAUUAACAAUGUGACAUUCUGCUUGAAAUAACAUGUAGGUUAAUGAAAUAAUCUAAAGAAAAAUGUGAUAAUUUAUUAGCCUAGUGGUAGGCAUAUAUCAUGUGAAUUAGGCCUCAUGUAAAAUCAUUGUCAAAAGCGCAAGAGGUACUGUUGCAUGUAGGUCUAGAUUAUUUAUGGGUUGAUCAUAUACAAAUAUCAAAACAUUCUUUCAACUCCAAAGCAAUUGCCUGUCUAUGGUGCCGGAUCCACUGACUCACUGCCCUUUUCUAUAUCAAGACACCCGCUGGUAACUCUUAUCUGGUUGGGACAGUUCAUGACGUGUCCUGAACAUCUGUCGUCUAGGUGUGAUCCUUGCGACUAAAGAUGCUUCUUGCAUAGCUUUUUUAUUGUCUCUAUGCUCAGCAUUUAUGGACAAUUGUCUACCCUGAGAUGCUUUGUGGAUACGACCCCAACUCUCAGAAUCUCGAAGAGGUCGUUGCCCUGAUCAGUGAGAUGCACGCCAUCCCUAAGGUACUGCCCAGGGAUACAGUACUUUAUGGCAGAGUGGCAGAUUGUGGGCAUGCGCCUGUCACAGAGAAAUGCAAACACCAGCUGGUUGACAGAGCGCUGUGCCAUCUCUACGCGCUUGUUGAUGUUCCCCAUCCCACUGAAACAUCCAACUCCUCCACUGUGGGAUGUCAGAGUAGGUCACCGUUGUCAGAUAUCCAGAUGACUACCUCCAAAUCAGCUCACAUCUGACGCAACAGGGCUGUCUCCUUUGUGUGUCCCACGUCGCUUCCACCGAUGUGGAUGACUAUGAUGCAUUCACAGUCACACCUCGCCUUGGUGAGAGAGAAUCAUUCAGAACCCUUCCAUUGCGGACAGCUCAUCCAUUUUUUGCUCUCCUGUAGUCAUCUAGCCACAUUGUGUAAUCGCAUAGUAAAUAUUUGCUUCAGUCUUUGUUUCCUUGCUCUCACCAAUUUGCUUUGAGCAAUGAUCAGUAGGAUAAUGAGCUGGGAUCUUAUCAAUAAAUAAAAUGCACAACAUUGUGAGGGUUCACAAGGAGAGCAUCUGUUAAGCUGUAUGAUAAUGUUGAAUAAUCACUUUCUGGUGAAAUUAAAAACAAAAAAUGACGUUUUAAGUGAGAGUAGGCAUUGGUCUGAAGCCGAAAAAGAAAUGAAAUUCACAUGAGCACCACAAUGCCUAUUCCACCCAUGCUCUACCAAGGUUUUCCAGCACACAGCUUUGACCUACUACAGUAGCUAUGUUGGUAUUGUACUUCAAACUGUGUAGGCAGGUUGCUUAGGAUUCAAACCUUCUCAAACAGCCGAAUUCAUCCUCUUCAGGGUGAUAAUGGACUGUACAGUGUAUUAUCGUUGCAUAACCAUCUUUACUGCAAAAAUAAAUAUAAGUACAAACAACCUUAAGCGACAUCUUAUUUUGACAUUUUGACAUCGGUAAUGAACUGUCCAUUGAUCAGCACAGCAAUUGAUAAAACAGGACCCUGUUUGAAACACAAGUGGUUCUGAGUCAAUAUUACGUAUUAAGCCAACAGUUACAGAAAUGAAGAAUGCAGACCACCACCUGUUGGGCACAUACUGACUAAAAAAGGAUGUUAUUUUUUCAAUGACAUGUAUUGCUAAAAUAAAGGUUUAAGAAAAUACAGGGAGGCACCACAUUGCUGCAAGACAAAACAGUUCAAUCAAGCCUGAUGGUCAGGUAAGUAUAAAAGCAGAGCUUGCUUAAAUUUAAAAAAAAAUGAAAGCAUGAAAAGGUAGCGUAAUGGUAUAAUGUCUUACUGUGGUGGGUGAAUAAUCCAAUGCUUUACCUUGUAUGCGGUACAAACCACAUUAUUGUGGAAGCACCUAUUCUCACUUAAAACAUAUUUUUUUAUUUUUAAUCUCUUGAAUGUUUUGGCAUUAAGGUCCAAAAACUGUAGCACUUCUGCAAUGGGUAAAUAUGUAUGGAAUGUUCUGUUCAAAUUAAUAGGGGUUCUGUCACAAAGUGAUUGAAUUUAAAUGGAUUUACCCAAUAGCUCUGUGUGUUCAUCUCAUGCUUUCUUGCAUAAGCAAGUAUUUUAAAAGCCUUGUCACUCACUCUUUCAGGUGUGCAACUCUUAUAACAAAGGCACUAGGCCAUAUGGCAACUGCCCGGAUCAGGAGGGGUGCAGGAGACUUCACGUGUGUGACAGGUACAUCAGAGGAACCUGUUCCUCGGGAGCCGACUGCAACAGGUGUCAUGACUUCUUUGAGCCCCACCCACUGAGGACCCUGCAGCAGAGGGGAGUGCCAAACGAUCUAAUGGCGUCCAUGUUGUCCACCUACCAGAACAUCCAGGCCAUGAAAAGUGAAGGUGCCGGCGGUGCUGCUUCUAUCAACAGGCCCCAGAGCUGUCCUCAGAGAAACACAGUGAGGAAUGAGAUCUGCCUGUUCUUUGUCAAGGAGGACUGCAAACAAGGAGAGAAAUGCUCGAGAGUCCACUUCAAAAUGCCCUACAAGUGGGAAGUGAACAGUGGACAGACUUGGUCAGCUCUGCCAGAAAACGAAACAAUCGAGAGAGACUUCUGUGACCCUUCUAAGAUACACAGUGAGGGAGCUGAGCGUGUGCGUUUCGACUCCAUGAGCCGCGGGUUGUGGGAUGUUCGUCGUCUCUCCACAGUUUCCUCUGUGACCAAGCCCACAUACGUACUCACCACAGAGUGGGUGUGGUUCUGGGAGGACGAGUACGGCAAAUGGAUCCAGUACGCAUCCAUCAAAGAGAUGCACAGAUUGUCGUCCAUCACCAGUGAAGACCUUGAGAAAAGGUUCCAGGAGGAUCAAAGUGCUGUGGUGAAGUUCACUGCAGGCCAGCAGUCUUAUGAGCUGAGUUUCAGAGACAUGACUCAAUUUAACGAAAGAUUUGGUACUAUAAGGAUGGUCAGACGGCGUCCAGUCUUUGUUUCAACUGUGGACGCACAAGCUGCAAGAAGCAGGAGAAAUGGAGCACGCAACCCCUCUCAGAAUUUCAGAGCUGUUCCUGGAUCUUGGGACAAGUCUGCGAUACCUGACAUUGGAUACAAGACAGUCACUCUUCUGAGUUCUGACAGGGACUAUCAGAAGGUCCAGAGACUUUUCAACAACACCAUGAGGGGCUUCCAAAUCACCAGCAUCGAGAGGGUCCAAAACAGGGACCUCUGGGAAGUCUUCCAGUGGAAAAGAGAUUUGAUGAAGAAAAACAACGGGGGUAAAAACAGCAAGGAGCUACAUCUCUUCCACGGAACGGACCCAAAACACGUAGACGCCAUUUGCAGAGAUAACUUCGACUGGAGGCUGUGUGGAACCAAUGGAACUACGUAUGGCGAAGGGAGUUACUUUGCCAGGGAUGCCAAGUACUCACACUGCUUCACCAGCCACUCAGGAGUGAGGUCCAUGUUUGUUUGUCAGGUGCUUGUUGGUGACUACACAAGGGGUAAUUCGGCGCUCCGUCGUCCCCCUCCAAAAGGUGAGGGAAGCCCCACUCUCUAUGACAGCUGUGUGGACAAUGUCCUGAACCCAUCCAUAUAUGUGGUUUUUGAAAAGCACCAGGUGUACCCCGAGUUCCUCAUCAGAUAUGAUGAUGGCGUCAUGCACUGGUCCACAUCGGCUCCAGCUCCACUCAAGACUGUCUCUAUCCAAUCCACUUCCUUAACCCCAAAAUCCAACCGGAUUCAAGCCACAGCCCCAGCCACUACCCCAGCCAGGACACCCUCUCGUACGCUCACUACCCCAGCCAGUACCCCGUCUCACACUCUCACUAGCCCAGCCAGUACACCCUCUCGUACACUCACUACCCCAGCCAGUUCCCCCUCUUGUACGCUCACUACCCCAGCCAGUACCCCCUUUCACACACUCACUACCCCAGCCAGUACCCCCUCUCACACACUCACUACCCCAGCCAGUACACCCUCUCGUACACUCACUACCCCAGCCAGUACCCCCUCUCACACACUCACUACCCCAGCCAGUACACCCUCUCGUACACUCACUACCCCAGCCAGUACCCCCUCUCACACACUCACUACCCCAGCCAAUACACCCUCUCGUACACUCACUGCCCCAGCCAGUACCCCCUCUCGUAAGCUCACUACCCCAGCCAGCACCCCCUCUCGUACCCUCACUACCCCAGCCAGUACCCCCUCUCGUGCGCUCACUACCCCAGCCAGCACCCCCUCUUAUACAUUCACUACCCCAGCCAGCACCCCCUCUUAUACAUUCACUACCCCAGCCAGCACCCCCUCUUAUACAUUCACUACCCCAGCCAGUACCCCCUCGUAUACAUUCACUACCCCAGCCAGCACCCCCUCUUAUACAUUCACUACCCCAGCCAGCACCCCCUCUUAUACAUUCACUACUCCAGCCAGUACACCCUCUCCUACACUCACGACCCCAGCCAGCACAGCCUCUCGUAGACUCGCUCCCCCAGCCAGCACCACCUCUCGUAGACUGGCUCUCCAACCCCCCACCCCUUCUCCUACACUCACUCUCUCAGCCAGCACCCUGUCUCCUGCACUUUCCCCUUUAACUGGCCCCCUAUCUCUGGCUCACACCCGCUCAACAACCACUACUCACACACUCCCUGCCAGCAGUACCUCUCACUCACUAUCCCCUUCAUCCUCAUUGAGCACACCUUAUCACACACUUUCUCACUCAUCAUACUCCCCAACUUACACACAAACUCUCUCACACACUUCCCCCUCCACGUCAAGCAAUUCUCCAAGCACACUCUCCCCCUCAGCAAGCAACCUAUCUCGGGUGUUCUCUCCCUCGACAGGUGCCUUCUAUCGUCCACUAUCUACCACAACAAGCACCACUAGAUCUCCUCCUGAGUCACUGUACAGUGUUCCAACAGCUCAAAGGAGGGACAGCAAAGAAAAGAACAAAUGCCUUCUGCAAUAAUUUGCCUUUGUCAGGAUGGAGCAGUAAGUAGAAUGUUUUGAUGGCAAACAUCUAAAAAAGAAAAGAAAAUGAGAAAGAAAAUGUAUUAAAAUGAUGAAUGAUCACUUCAUUUGCGUAUCAAAAAUGUAGUAUAGCUGUGUAUCUUUACCUGUAAGGGCUAAAUAACAGUAAAGCUGUUAACAACAAACCAGACAUUUGUAAUUUUGCACAAAUAUGAAUUUGGUGAGCAUGUUUCCUUUACACAGGUCUGCUGACACAGUCCAUACAUUUUGUAAAUGAAACCAGUUUGAUGUCUGUGUUUUAAACUGAAUAAACUCAGAAAAUCAUU